This is a messenger RNA of Microthlaspi erraticum, 2388 nucleotides long. NCBI's taxonomy places the organism in Eukaryota, Viridiplantae, Streptophyta, Magnoliopsida, Brassicales, Brassicaceae. The record is from the annotation of a GenBank genome assembly.
AUGGCGAGAAAAGCUAACAGUAGCCUAUUUCUCGAAGAAUGGUUAAGGGAUGUGAGUGGAAGUAGUUUGGUGAAGCAGAAUUCUGCUCCAUCCGCGAGGUCAAUUAUUCAAGCAUGGUCUGAGAUUCGGGAAUCUCUCCAAACCCAGAAGUUCGAUACUCGUUACCUUCAAGCUUUGAGAGCUCUUGUUAGCUCCGAGUCCACUAUCCAUGUCGCUGAUCCGCAAGCAAAGCUUCUUACUUCGAUACUAGCUUUACGAGAGGUGUCUCUUCCUUCUGAGUCUUACGCACUUGUUCUUAGACUGCUCUAUGUGUGGAUUAGGAAGUCGUUUCGACCUUCUCAAGCUCUUGUUGGCUCUGCGGUUCAAGCCAUUCGUAGCGUUUUGUAUGACAGGCGUGAUCUCAAACCAGAACCAGGUUUAGUAGCGCAGAGCGUUCUGGUCUCUGGUGCGUUUGCGUUUGUGCCUUCUCUGUCAGGAGAAUUGAAGAUAUUGAGCUUGGAAUUGCUAUGCAGGCUUUUGGAAGAAGAAGAGUGCUCACUGGUGGGAUCUCAAGAAGAGCUUGUUCCUGUAGUGCUUGCAGGAAUCGGUUACGCUUUAUCUUCUUCGAUUGAUGCUCAUUACUUUAAGCUAUUGGAUUUCUUGUUUGGUGUAUGGAUGAAAGACGAUGGUCCUCGUGGCAGUGUCACUCAUGGUCUGAUGAUUCUUCAUUUGGUUGAGUGGGUUGUGUCAGGUUAUAUGAGGUCUAAUAAUGUAAACAAAAUGUCUCUCUUUGCGAACGAGGUACUAGAGACUUUAAAGGCAAAGUAUGCUGCUUUUGCUGUCUUCAUGGCAGCAGCUGGAGUACUAAGAGCUUCCGCGGCAGGUAUCAGUAAUGGUGCACAGAUUGUCUCUAAGCUUAGAAGUGUAGCGGAGAAACGUAUGGAAUCUGUAGCUCAACUUUUACUCUCUAGUGGUAAUGUUACACUUGCAACCAUGCAGAGAGAAGUUCCCCUGUUGAAGUGUUUUGCUAUAGCGUUGGCUCGAUGUGGCUCUGUUUCUCCCUCUGCUCCUCUCCUUUUGUGCCUCGCUUCUGCGUUGUUGACUCAGGUGUUUCCUUUAGGCCAGAUAUAUGAAUCAUUCUGCAAAGGUUUGACUGGACCAGAACUAAUUUGGGUCAGGGAGCAUCUUUCUGAUGUUAUCUUCAAGGAGUCAGGGGCCAUAACGGGAGCCUUUUGCAACCAAUAUGUAUCAGCAAGUGAAGAGAACAAAUACAUUGUGGAGAGAAUGAUUUGGGGUUUCUGUCAAAAUCUCUACUUACAGCACCGUCAAAUUGCUCUGAUGCUUCGUGGUGUAGACGAUACGUUGCUUGGAGACAUAGAGAAAAUUGCAGAAUCGUCUUUCCUUAUGGUUGUCGUCUUUGCGCUCGCUGUUACGAAACAAUGGCUCAAUCCAAUAGUGUCUGAAGAAAGAAAGAUGGAGACAUCAGUCAAGAUAUUAGUCUCGUUCUCCUGUGUUGAAUACUUCAGGCAUAUUCGUUUACCUGAAUACAUGGAGACAAUCAGAGAGGUGAUUUCACGUGUACAGGAGAAUGAUGCUACUUGUGUUUCGUUUGUCGAGUCCAUCCCUGCAUAUGAUAGCUUGACGAGUCCGAAAGACUUGUUUAUGCAGAGGAUAGAAUAUGAAUGGUCAAGAGAUGAUGUGCAGACAUCUCGAAUAUUGUUUUAUCUUCGAGUAAUCCCAACUUGCAUUGCACGGUUAUCUGCUUCUGCCUUUAGGAGAGUCGUUGCAUCAACCAUGUUUCUGUAUAUUGGACAUCCAAACAGAAAAGUGGCACGAGCAUCUCAUACGUUGUUGGUAGCAUUUCUCUCUUCAGCAAAGGAAUCAGAGGAGGACGAAAGAAACCAACUCAAAGAACAGCUUGUUUUCUAUUACAUGCAACGAUCUUUGGAGCUUUAUCCUGAGAUCACACCAUUUGAAGGUUUAGCUUCUGGCGUUGCAGCCUUGACCCGGCAUCUACCUGCAGGAAGUCCUGCUAUCUUUUACUCUGUUCAUAGCCUUGUUGAGAAGGCUUCUACAUUUGACACCGAUGCGUUGCAAGGAAGAAAGUCUGAUUCCGGUAAUGAAAUUCUUGAGUUGCUUCUGCGACUUGUCUCUUUGGUUGAUAUACAAGUGUUGCCAUAUCUGAUGAAGUCAUUGGCACAGCUUAUUUUGAAGUUGCCGAAAGAAAGGCAGAACAUGGUGCUCGGUGAAUUGUAUAGUCAAGUGGCUGAGUCAGACGAUGUGAUUCGCAAGCCUUCUUUGGUCUCUUGGCUACAGUCACUGAACUACGUGUGUUCUAACAACCGGACUACGGGCUCAACUUCUGGACUACUAACAGACAUUUCAAACCAGUUGGCUGCUCAGCUCUAG